AUGACAUUGCAUGACGAGAAUGAUGGCCUCACUACCACCAUCGCCCCGGACACAGACAAUUCCCCAGACCAUGUCGAUCAGAUACCGCAGCCCCAAGAAGCCUCCCUCCAGGCAGCCCAACACCAUUCCCUGAAGCACCAUCUACUCGGCCCUUCCCUGACUAAGGCAGGACAGGAUACGGUUGAUCAAAAGAAGGUCUCUGAGAUCAUAUACGAGGCGUCGAAAGGCUCCAAGUUCUUCAACAAUGAAGAAGUCAGGGACAGGAAUUUGACUCUAAAGAUCGAGCGGAUUCUCAAACACAAGGCACAACUGGAGAAGCUCGACCUCAAGACGGAUUUGCGCCGGGCAGAUGACUACAUUACCUCCCUCGAAGUGGCGAGAGACCUGUCACAAUAUGUCGUCCACAUUGAUUGUGAUGCCUUUUACGCCGCCGUUGAAGAGAUUGACCGACCUGAGCUCAAGAAUGUCCCCAUGGCCGUAGGGAUGGGGGUCCUUACCACCUGUAAUUAUGAGGCCCGCAAGUAUGGUUGUCGCAGUGCCAUGGCAGGCUUUGUGGCCAAGAAACUGUGCCCCCAGCUGAUCUGUUUACCCUUGAACUUUGACAAAUAUACAGCCAAGGCAAGAGAAGUGAGAGCUAUCCUCGCAGAAUACGACCCGCGUUUUGAGAGCUCCAGCAUCGACGAAGCCUACCUGAACAUCACCGAGUAUUGCCACACUCAUCAAAUGGACCCGGAGGCAGCGAUUGAACAACUUCGAAAGGAAGUGCACGAGAAGUGUAAGAUUACAGUCUCCGCGGGGAUUGCACCCAAUGCCAAAUUGGCCAAGAUCUGUUCCAAUAAGAACAAACCCAAUGGGCAGUUCCGAAUCCCCAAUGAGCGAGCUGCCGUCAUGUCGUUCAUAUCUGCACUCCCCGUCCGCAAAGUCAACGGCGUCGGUCGUGUCUUUGAGCGAGAGCUCGAUGCGAUUGGUAUCAAAACAUGCGGUGACAUCUACGUCCACCGGGCGUAUCUGUACAAAUUGUUCGGUGAGAAGGCAUUCCAUUUUCUGAUGCAGACAUAUCUUGGACUGGGACGCACCGUAGUACAGCCUGCUGAGGAGUAUGAGCGAAAGAGCGUGGGGACUGAAAGCACAUUCCGCGACAUGAGCAACAAGCAGGAACUUCGAGAAAAGCUUCGGCACACAGCCGAGGAGCUUGCAAAAGAUAUGGUUCGCGUCGAGGUCAAAGGCCGGACCCUAGUCCUCAAGGUCAAACUGCACACCUACGAAGUCUUCACCCGACAAGUCGUUACCCCGAAAGCAGUUCACCUUGCGGACGAUCUCUACAACUACAGUCUACCAAUGCUGGCCAAACUCGAGAAGGAGAUCCCGGAUUUCCGGCUUCGCUUGAUGGGACUACGAUGCACUCACCUAGUCAGCACCAAGAAGGCAGGCACCGAUUUCUUCCGUCGUAAAGUCAACAGUGACAACUUCUCCAAUGGGAAGCCUGCCGAUCAUGCAGAGUGGGAAGUUUGGCCAGAUUCAGAGUUUGAAGAAGCCGCGCGUCAGGAGAGGCAGGAGGAGAUCGAAGAGCUUGAGCGCCUGAGUCAAGAGCAGCAGCAUGAACCUGCUCAAGAGCAGGACCAGACCGUCCUUGCACCAGGCGUCUAUGUUUCCACCGCGGACUGGCACGAGCCGUUUGGCAAGUACAAGUACGGCAGCGAGUCGAACUCGCCGGCAGCAUCACCACAAAGCAAGCAUGGACGGGUGCUGAACAAAGCUGUAGCAACUGCCUCGAAAGAAGAACACAAAGAGGAAGCACUAUGGGAUUGUCCAGUCUGCCAACUCCCGCAGCCAGCCAACGACAGGGAGUUCAACGGCCACAUCGAUCUGUGUCUCUCGCGGCAGACCAUCAAAGAGGUUGUGGCCGAGACGAACGGAUCUGUCUCCAGGGCCUCUAGCAGAGCACCGCCUGACACGUCUGGGCUAGAAAGGCCGAAAUCCGCCAGUGGAUCGAAACCGAAGAGGAAGUUCGCUUCUAGCAGUCUAGACGAGCCGGAAGCCGUGGGCGGGAGAAGGCAAAAGAGACUCUUCUUCACCUGA
Fonsecaea nubica is the source of this 2079-nucleotide messenger RNA. RefSeq lists its product as hypothetical. The record is from RefSeq and is a predicted model, not a curated record. Gene Ontology annotation, cellular component: nucleus. Gene Ontology annotation, molecular function: DNA-directed DNA polymerase activity; damaged DNA binding. The coding region runs from base 1 to 2079 and encodes 692 amino acids. Gene Ontology annotation, biological process: error-prone translesion synthesis. NCBI's taxonomy places the organism in Eukaryota, Fungi, Ascomycota, Eurotiomycetes, Chaetothyriales, Herpotrichiellaceae. The transcript has a single exon.